Heteronotia binoei (common prickly gecko) is the source of this 2253-nucleotide messenger RNA. It is a transcript of the gene C5H5orf15, whose product is annotated as chromosome 5 C5orf15 homolog. NCBI's taxonomy places the organism in Eukaryota, Metazoa, Chordata, Lepidosauria, Squamata, Gekkonidae. The transcript has 3 exons. Bases 99 to 974 code for a protein of 291 amino acids. The record is from RefSeq and is a predicted model, not a curated record.
GUUUUGGAGUCAGCCUCGACGCAGCGCCAAAUCUCAAAGCGGAAGUUGACGGCGGGGUCUUGUUCUACGCAACGUCGUUGCCUGGAAGCGUCCGGAGAAUGGUGGGCGGGUGGAGGCGAGGCCACGUCUUUAGCCGCUGUUGCUUGUCGGCGAACAUGGCUGCCCCCGGGCGAAAAAUCAAAGGAGCUGUGGCGGGACCGGCGUCGUCGUUAUCGACCGGGCGGACUUCUCUCUUUCUAUUUUUUGUGCUGUUGGACGUGGCCCUGCCGGCUUGGGGCCAGGAGGGGAACGACACCACCCUUGAGAGAGAGACAUCUCAGGAGGGAACGGGGUUGCUACUCAGCACUAUUUCACCACCCAUAAUUUCAGCAAUCAGUCAGAUCAGCGCAAAGGAUUCCGCAAAAGGUGAAAUGCUCUCACCAACCUUGGAAGUUGUUUCUUCUGUUGUUCCUGUUCUGACAGUAUCAGAAGAUCAAUCAACCACAUCCCCAACACCAAUGUCUGUGUCUCUUGAAUCUAAUGCGGAUAUUGGUGAUGAUGAUGAUGACACAGAUGACGAUGACAUUGUAGAUGACUUACUGACAAGUUCACUAUCCACAGCAAAAGCAAUUAUAGAUCCUGGUGAGUCUCAAGAAGAUGACAACCAGAUUGAAGAAGCAUUAGAUUCCCAAGAUGAAGAGGAGCAGUGGGCAAGCACACACAGCUAUGGAAAUAAGCCAUUUGCUGAUGAGAUGAAGGACUCUAUCUCAGGGUUAGAAGACGAUAGCCAUUUCUUUUUUCAUCUGGUUGUUGUCGCCUUUUUGGUAGCUGUGGUUUACAUCACGUAUCAUAACAAAAGAAAGAUCAUCCUGUUGGUUCAGGGUAGAAGAUGGAGAGAUGGACUUUGCUCCAGGACAGUUGGAUAUCAUCGUUUAGAUCAAAAUGUUAAUGAGGCAAUGCCUUCAUUAAAAAUUACCAACGAUUAUGUUUUUUAAAAGCUGUGUGAUCUGAAUUUGCCAAACUAAUUGUUUGCUUUGGUUUUAUAUAAUGUGCAGAUGUUGCCAUAUGCAAUGAGGUGUGUGCACUCUUUUGCCUUUCAGUUUUAAGCCUCAUAUGAGGACAUGAAAAGUUAGUAACGACUUCUGGUGACAGACUUCAGAAUCAGUGUACAAUAAUUCCAUCUUUAUUCACUCCCCUCCCCAGUUGUAUUUCCUUCUGCCUGGAGCAGUUAAUUGUCCUUGUUCAGAAUAUAGCCAUAUGGUAGUCCCCACUUGCUAGUGAAUCUGUAACAAGUGAGUUAGCACCAAAAGGGGAUUAUGGUGGUUGCCUGUUUGAAUUAUGUACUUGUUUUUCCCCUCAGUAAUAUAGUGUCCAUCUUUGUAAGACUGGGCCACUUUUAGCAAAAUCGCUUGUAUUCUCCAUAGCCUUUGUACAGACAAAGAAUAUUGUCAGUCUGUGUAGUUCACAAAUAUCAGUUUGAAUUUUUGCUGAUUCAGAACCCAGUUCUCAGCAACUGUGUUGUAGAAAUUUUGCUUUCAAAAAUCUGGAGUUGGGAUACAUGGCUAGAAAUUGAAAUCCAAACACAUAUAUGUAUUUGAAGUAGGUUUUUGCUGUGUUACAGACCUGGAAGGUAUGUAGGCUUGAGAGAGAGAUAUACAUCAGGUAUUGGUCCAACUGGGGUAAUUGGCUGCAGAUAUAGAAAUGACAUGGGCUGAAGUUGCUCAUCUUCAGAAAAUACUGCUCUCUCUUUCAUUUUGGGAAAAAGACAAACCCCUUCCACAUGGAUUAUACAGCUAAUUCUUGAUACGUUAAGUUUUUAAAAUUUUGUGUAAUUUUGCUAUUUAUGUUCAUUUCUACAAAGUUGUACAGUUUCAUAGAGUUACAUUAUGUACAUCAUGUUUAUGGCUGAUUCUCUUCAGGACUGGAAAAUAUGUAAAUAAUCAACUGAAACCAUAAUGAAUGACUUUAUAUUCUAGUAUAGUGUAAUAUUCUGAAAAACUCUCAGACCUCCUGCAUGAAAAGAGUUGCACUGGGCAUGGUCUUCAGUAGAGAAGCAGCUGGGUUUCUAGAUCUCUGUUUAGUGUUUCUGAAUGCAAGAAAAAAAGAGGAACACAAGCAAGACAUGCCAGAACUGUUUCCUGCAGCAGUUUCUGUUGGAUCACUUAAUUAAAAAUUUCAAAUAAAACUCCAAGAAUAUAAUUUUAUGGUAAUUGUAGCUUGAUUUGUACAGUUGUAUGUUUACAAUAAAGAGAAUUCUUUUUAAGACCACACAAA